Knipowitschia caucasica is the source of this 570-nucleotide messenger RNA. The record is from the annotation of a GenBank genome assembly. NCBI's taxonomy places the organism in Eukaryota, Metazoa, Chordata, Actinopteri, Gobiiformes, Gobiidae.
AUGCCAGAAAUAGGAGUACACCUUCAUACUCCAGAACCAGGAGUAGACGCCAGAACCAGGAGUACACUCCAGAACCAGGAGCACACCUCCAUACUCCAGAACCAGGAGCACAACUCUAUACUCCAGAACCAGGAGCACACCUCCAUACUUCAGAACCAGGAGUACACCUCCAUACUUCAGAACCAGGAGUACACCUCCAUACUCCAGAACCAGGAGUACACCUCCAUACUCCAGAACCAGGAGUACACCUCCAUACUCCAGAACCAGGAGUACACCUCCAUACUAGAUGAGACCAAUGCUCCACACCCAUCAGAACAGCUGAUUCCAUCAGAGUCCACUCCAGAACAGCUGAUUCCAUCAGAGUCCACUCCAGAACAGCUGAUUCCAUCAGAGUCCACUCCAGAACAGCUGAUUCCAUCAGAGUCCACUCCAGAACAGCUGAUUCCAUCAGAGUCCACUCCAGAACAGCUGAUUCCAUCAGAGUCCACUCCAGAACAGCUGAUUCCAUCAGAGUCCACUCCCAUCAGAACAGCUGAUUCCAUCAGAGUCCACUCCCAUCAGAACAGCUGA